AUGGGACCAGCAGCCUGCGCCGCCGCCGUGCGCGCCCUGGGCGUAGCCGUGGCGGCCGCGCUCCUGGCGUGCCGAUGCGCGGCGCAGCCGUCGGGCUCCGGCUGCAUGCCGGAGCUGGUCAGCCUGUCGCCGUGCAUGGACUACCUGUCGGGCAACGCCACGACGCCCGACGGGCCGUCGUGCUGCUCGGCGCUGUCGGGCAUGCUGGGAUCGAGCCCGGGCUGCCUCUGCAUUGUGCUCGGCGGCACGGCCGCGUCGCUCGGCGUCGCCGUCGACGGCGCUCGCGUGGCGCAGCUGCCCGAGGCGUGCAAGGUCCAGGCCCCACCUGCCAGCCAGUGCAACGCCGUGGGAGCUCCAGCGGCGUCUCCAGCGGCGCUGGGUACUCCGGCCGUGGCGGCGCCGUCAGACGCCAACGCGACCCCUGCAGGGUCUGAAUCGAAGUCUACGCCAGCAUCCACACUUGCAUACUCUGACGGAAACACCGGGAAACCUGCAACGAUCUUCGUCUUCGCCGCCGCAGCACUGGCGCUGCUCUAUCGUUUGUGAGAUGAUGCGAAAGCUUCUUGUGUUCGUCUCCGACGACCGAAUCGUUUCACACGAGCAGCUUGCACAGUUUGGGGUGUUUGUUGCUACAGGAUUCAGAGGAGCAGAGCAUUUUCACUCGAGCAUUUUCUACAUUGUUCACUCGAGCAUUUUCAGUUAGCGAUUAGGCUGCGUCUGUUGACACGUUGAUCUAUACUUCAGAGUUCAGAGGAAGAUGUCACGUUGAUGCGUUG
Panicum hallii is the source of this 776-nucleotide messenger RNA. RefSeq names its product non-specific lipid transfer protein GPI-anchored 2-like. NCBI's taxonomy places the organism in Eukaryota, Viridiplantae, Streptophyta, Magnoliopsida, Poales, Poaceae. The transcript is spliced from 3 exons. The record is from RefSeq and is a predicted model, not a curated record. Bases 1 to 546 code for a protein of 181 amino acids.